AUGGCGCCUACAAUCAAGAACGUUGCCCUCGCCGGUGCCGGCGGCAACCUUGGACCCGCCCUCCUGAAGGGACUCAUGGCCUCCAACAAGUUCAACAUCACGGUCCUGACCCGCAAAGCCGGAUCCCAAAAGUUUCCGCCGGGCGUCACAGUCAAGGAAGUCGACUACGACUCCCUCGACUCCCUAACCCAGGCACUUAAGGGCCAUGACGCCCUCGUCAACUCCACCAACAGCUUCGACCCCAAGGUCGCGACCCGCGUCGUCGACGCCGCCGUCGCCGCCGGUAUCUACCGUUACAUCCCGCCCGACUUUGGCCUCGACCCGGUGCGCUGCCACGUUCCCAGCCUCCCCGUCUUCGGCAUCAAGGGCUUGACGUGGCAGCAUAUGAAGCAAAAGGCCGCUGAAAACGACGGCAAGUUCACUUGGACCAUCAUCACUAACGGCCCCUUCCUCGACUGGAGCCUCCGCACCGGCUUCAUGGGCGUCGACUUUAAGAACAAGAAGCUCUCCCUCUACAACGACGGCGAGAACGCCAUCCCGUACACGCUGCUCGCCGAUGUCGCCAAGGCCGUUGUCGGCACGCUGCUGCACGCCGACGAGACGGUGAACCGGAUCGCGUACGUCCACUCCACCGUCAAGUCGCAGAAGCAGAUGGGCGCUCUCGCCCAGGAGGCCGUGGGCGGGCCCUGGGAGACCACCACCGUCGACGUCGACGCCAUCUAUGCCAACUGCAUAGCAUCCAUCGACAAGGGCAUCAUGACCCCUGAUGUCAUGUACCCGCAGCUCCUGUACGCCUGCUCCAAGAAGGAGUUUGCUCAGCCGUGGAGCAGGAGCGACAAUGCGCUGUUUGGCAUCAAGGAGCUGAGCGACGAUGAACUAAAGGAGGUUUGCAAACAAAUCUCUCUGGAGUAA
This is a messenger RNA of Colletotrichum graminicola M1.001, 912 nucleotides long. Its product is annotated as isoflavone reductase. The record is from RefSeq and is a predicted model, not a curated record. The transcript has 2 exons. Lineage: Eukaryota; Fungi; Ascomycota; Sordariomycetes; Glomerellales; Glomerellaceae. Gene Ontology annotation, molecular function: oxidoreductase activity. The coding region runs from base 1 to 912 and encodes 303 amino acids.